AUGACGGGAAAUAUCAUGGUGCUAUAUUUCUCUUGCAAGGCUAUAUCUUAUUCAAAAUAUGAAGAAAUGACAGUGAAUGCAGUGACCUAUGAUGAUGUACAUGUAAAUUUCACUUGGGACGAGUGGGCUUUGCUGGAUCCUUCCCAGAAGAAUCUCUACAAAGAAGUAAUGCUUGAUACCUACAAGAACCUCAUUGAUACAGCUUACAAUUGUGAAGACAAUAAUGUUGAAGAACCUGAUCAGAUAUCUACACAACAAGGAAGGAACAAUAAAAUUAAUAAUGAAGAAGAAUCUUCUCAGUAUACUCAGUGUGAUAAAGCCUUUGAACAUCAGAGUUAUCUACAAAUACAAGAUAGAAUAAACACUGGAGAGAAAACUUUUGAGUAUAUUCAAUGUGGUAAAGUCUUUGCAAAUCAAAGUUGUCUCCAACUGCAUGAAAGAACAUAUACUGGAGUGAAACCUUAUAAAUGUAAUCAAUGUGACAAAGGUUUUGGACACCACAGUAGUCUUCAACAACAUAAAAGAUCACAUACUGGAGAGAAGCCAUACAAAUGUAAUCAAUGUGAUAAAGCCUUUACACAACAGAGUAAACUUCGAGUGCAUGAAAAGUUACAUACUGGAGAGAAACCAUUCAAAUGUAAUCAGUGUGAUAAAGCCUUUGCAAGGCAUGAUAAUCUUCAAUACCAUAAAAGAACACAUACUGGAGAGAAACCAUACAAAUGCAAUCAGUGUGAUAAAGCCUUUUCACAGAAGAGUAACCUUCGAGUACAUGAAAGAACACAUUCUGCAGAGAAACCUUAUAAAUGUACUCAGUGUGGUAAAGGCUUUGCAAUAUACAAUUAUCUUAAACUCCAUAAAAGAACGCAUACCGGAGAGAAACCAUACAAAUGUAAUCAAUGUGAUAAAGCCUUUACACAGCAGAGUAAUCUCCGAGUACAUGAACAAUUACAUACUGGAGAGAAACCAUACAAAUGUAAUCAAUGUGAAAAAGCCUAUGCACAUCAUGGUGCUCUUGAAUACCAUAAAAGAACACAUUCUGGAGAGAAACCUUAUGUAUGUACUCAGUGUGGCAAAGGGUUUGCAAAGCACAGUUAUCUUCAAUUGCAUGAAAGAACACAUACUGGAGAGAAACCUUAUGAAUGCAAUCAAUGUGGCAAAACCUUUGCAUAUUACCAUAAUCUCCAAACUCAUGAAAGAAGACAUACUGGGGAGAAACCAUACAAAUGUAAUCAGUGUGAUAAAGCCUUUACACAACAAGGUAAUCUCCGAAUGCAUGAAAGAAUACACACUGGAGAGAAACCUUACAAAUGUAACCAUUGUGAAAAAGCCUUUGCAUAUCACAGUAAUCUUCAGUACCAUGAAAGAAGACAUUCAGGAGAGAAACCUUAUGAAUGCAAUCAAUGUGGUAAAACCUUUACACAACAGAGUGGUCUCCGAAUACAUGAGCGAAUACAUACUGGAGAGAAACCUUACAAAUGUAAUCAAUGUGAUAAAGCCUUUGCACGUAAUGAUAGUUUUCAACAGCAUAAAAGAACACAUACUGGAGAGAAACCCUACAAAUGUAAUCAAUGUCUUAAAGCUUUUGCAAAGCACAGUAGUCUUCAAAACCAUGAAAAAACACAUAGUAAAGAGAAACCCUACAAAUAUAAUCAAUGA
This is a messenger RNA of Cricetulus griseus (Chinese hamster), 1656 nucleotides long. The record is from RefSeq and is a predicted model, not a curated record. Lineage: Eukaryota; Metazoa; Chordata; Mammalia; Rodentia; Cricetidae.